GGAGCCGCGAUGUCUCCGGCGGCGGCGGCGGCUGGCGGAGGCGAGCGGCGGCGGCCCAUCGCGAGCGGCAGGGACGGCCGGGGCCGGGGCUGCGGCGGGGCGGCCGGCGCGGCGCUCGUCGGCCUGUGUCUGCUGGGCCUCGCGCUGUACCUGGUGCCGGCGCUGGCCGCGCUGGCCUGGCUGGCCGUGGGGUCCACCGCGGCCUGGUGGGGACUGAGCGGCGAUCCCCGCGCCCCGCGCGCCUGCCCGCCCGCCCGCCCCGCGCGGCGCCCGCGGGCCCCGCUCGCCCCGCUCGCCAAGGCCACGGCGAACGGGAGCCUCCUGGAGCCGCGCAGCCUCCUCGAGGGACCCGACCGCGCCGAGCUGCUCCUCAUGGGCAGCUACCUGGGCAAGCCGGGCCCCCCGCCGCCGGCGCCCGCCGCCGAGCCCUGGGAGCUGCGGGAGCGGCCCGGCCGCCGCGCCCCGGCCCGGCCCGCGCCGCCCGCGCCGCCGGCCGCCCGCGCCCCGCAGCUCCUGCCCUCGCGGCCCUCGCCCCUCCGGCCCGCCCGCAGGCCCUCGCCCCGGGAGUGUGGGACUUUAUCGAAUCGAUUUAUAAUAACCCCUCGAAGGCACUAUCCAAUCCAGCAGGCCCAGUAUUCCUUGCUGGGGGUCCUGCCCACAGUGUGCUGGAAUGGUUAUCACAAGAAGACCGUGCUCUCCCCGCGGAACUCCAAAAUGGUGUGCAGCCCCGUCACGGUGAGGAUCGCGCCUCCCGACAGCAAGCUGGCCCGGUCCUCACUACCAGAGCAGGUUAUCAGCUCACCACUGUCCUCUCCGCCGAGUAAUACUCCAGACCCCUGUGCAAAGGAGACUGUCCUGAAUGCUCUCAGAGAGAGGAAGAAAAGGGCCGUGGAGGAGGAAGAUCAUAUAUUCACCGAGGGCCAGGAAAACAAAAGAAGGCGCCACGAUAGCAGCGGGAGCGGCCAUUCGGCCUUCGAGCCUCUGGUAGCCAAUGGAGUCCCCGCCGCAUUCGUGCCUAAGCCGGGGUCUCUGAAGCGAGGCCUCGUGGCACAGAGCGCGGAUGACCACCUGAACAAGCGCUCCCGCACGUCGUCGCUGAGCUCCCUGGCGAGCACCUGCACGGGUGGCAUCCCCAGCUCCAGCCGCAACGCCAUCGCCAGCUCCUACAGCUCCACGCGCGGGCAUGCGCAGUUGUGGAAGAGGACAGGGCCCAGCUCGUCACCCUUCUCCAGCCCGGCCUCGUCACGCUCGCAGACCCCUGAGAGGCCAGCCAAAAAGAUGAGAGAAGAGGAACUGACCCAGCCGUCUACUUCAACCCCGCUGGUCACGGACAAGGAGUCCCAGGGAGAAAAAGCUGCAGACCCGGCCUCCUCCAAGAAGCAGAGCUCGUUCAGCUCCCCGGCAACGCCUGGCGGCUCCGGGCAGCGGAAGCGGAAGAUCCAGCUGCUGCCCUCCAGGCGAGGGGACCAGCUGACACUGCCCCCACCACCCCAGCUCGGUUACUCGGUCACGGCCGAGGACCUGGACCUGGAGAAGAAAGCUUCUCUGCAGUGGUUCAACAAGGUCUUGGAGGACCAGACGGACGCAGCCCCGGGCUCUGUCCCUGAAAACCCGCCCGCGCCUGCGCCCGCGCCCGCACCCGCUUUCUCCAUGAAGUCGCCUGCAGCCGAGGCUGCUCCCCCUGCGGCCUCACUGCCGGAGCCCAGCACCAACUCGAACCCGCUGCUGGAGAGCCUGAAGAAGAUGCAGGCUUCCCCGGGGCCUCCCGCCUCCUCGGGGGCUGCCACUGUGGCCACCUCCGAGGCCCCCUCGCCUCCGAAGACCCUCAGUCUCCUGACCCCGCUCGCUGCCCCCCCGCCAGCACCCCUCCCAGCCACCUCCGAAGACUCCAAGCCCUCGGUCACUUUCUUGGGGCUGACCCCGACUUCCUCCACAAUCCCCAUCACUGAGACCCCCAAGGCCCCUGCGGCCUCUCCGGCCACGACUGCCGCCCCCUCGCCGGCCCCCAAGCAGAGUAUUCUCUUGGGAAUGCUGAGCACGCCCCCCUCCAACCCUCCCGCUUCUGUGGCUCCUGGGGUGUCUCCAGCUCCGGUGUUCAAGCCCAUUUUUGAGACCCCACCAAAAAGCGAGGUGGGAGACCCCGUGCCCACAAGCCCGCCCAAGGCCCCCCUGGCGGCUCCGGCAGCUCCUGCAGCUCCUGCAGCUCCCACAGCUUCUUCUAGUUCUGCGCCCCCCACAACCACCACCGCCUCCUCGUCCCCCACUUUCAAGCCCAUCUUCGACAGCCUGGGGCAGCCUCCGUCCGCGCCCUUGCUGACACCCUUCUCCUUCGUGCCCACCCCCGCCGCCACCAGCGCCAGCGCCACCACCAGCGCCAGCGCCCCCCUCUUCACAGGCCCGGCCAGUGCCACCUCCUCGGCGGCGACUGCGGCCACAGCCAGCACCACCACGGCCACGGCCACGAAGCCUUUGUUCGGCUUCACUGUGGGCGCAGUGACCAGCGUGGGGAGCAGCACGAGCGCCACCACCACCAGCACCACGGCCGCUUCCUCCCAGCCUUUCCUCUUCGGGACGCCCGCCACCUCCAGCACCGGCUUCCCCCCGGCCCUGGGCUCCAUAUUCCAGUUUGGCCAGUCCCCUGCUGCGACCCCGGCCACCACGGCCGCCACCUUCGGCCAGGCCCUGCCCAGCGCCACUCCAAGUAGCGGCAGCUCCAGCUUCACGGGCUUCGGCAGCGCCCUGAGCACAGCCCCGGCUGCGGCCACCAGCAGCGCCGCACCCACCACCUUCAACAUUCCCUUCGGCUCCAGCACCAAGGCCCCCCUCCCAUCCUACCCCGCGGCCAACCCCCAGCCCACUUUCGGGGCCACUGACGGGACAUCCCAGGGGGCAGCCAAGCCAGCCCUGGCCCCAAGCUUCGGCGGCUCUUUCACUUUCGGGAACUCUGCAGCCCCCGCCCCUGCCGCAGCCCCCACCCCCGCCCAGCCCACCUUCGACAGCUCCACCCAGUACACUUUCGGUGGCCUCAAGCCCACAGGCUCCACCUUUGGCACCGCCGCCACCACCCAGCCGGCCUUCGGCAGCACCACCUCUGUCUUCUCUUUCGGCACCGCCACUACCCAGACUCCCAGCAGCGGGGCCAGCACCUCGCUAUUCGGCAGCACAGCCCCGUCACCCUUCACGUUCGGGGGCUCCGCAGCCCCGGCGGCCAGCGGGGGUUUUGGGCUCGGUGUGGCCAACCCUGGCACCAGCUCCACCUCGGGGGCGUUCAACUUCGGAACAGGACAGAGUGGGACCACCGCCGGCACUGCCCCUUUUGGGGGAGGCCUGAGCCAGAACCCCUUGGCCGCACCCGCCCAGAGCACACCCUUUGCCUUCAGCGUGCCGAGCGCGCCCGAGAGCAAGCCUGUGUUUGGAGGGACCUCCACACCCACCUUCGGUCAGAGCAACCCUGGCUCCGGGGUGGGUGCAGCAGGCAGCAGCCUCCCUUUCGGGGCCUCCUCAACACCCACCCAAGGCUUCGUCGGAGUUGGACCCUUUGGAUCAACAGCCCCUUCCUUCUCCAUCGGAGCGGGAUCCAAGACCCCAGGGGCUCGACAGCGGCUGCAGGCCCGAAGGCAGCACACGCGCAAAAAGUAGCCCCGCGGCCCGGCCUGGCCAGUCCCCGCCCCCCACGUCCCGGCCUGACACCUGCCCUGAGCGAGCAAGAGCCUCCAGCAUCGGUCCCGGGAGGUGGCCCCAGCCGAGAUCCCGCAGCACGCAGACGCUGGCCCGGGCACUGGGAGGCCACGGGAAGCCUCGCCCCUGCCGUGACCAGACCCAGCAGGGAGGCUGGAGAGGACUCGCGAGUCGCCUGUACAUAGUGUCCACCUGUCCCCGACGGGCCAGUGUCUGAGCUUGACUGGGGGCUCCCUUUCACCCAGCUUUGCUGGGGGUCUCAGGCCCAGGCCUGGCUGGGUGCGUCGCGUGUGCACCUGCCGGGGCUGGGGCAUCCCUAGAGCUUUACCUUGCUUGGCUAUUAAACGCGGUUCUCUCAGGUCCCGCUAGGGGACUGCUGCCCCAUUUCUCGCUGCUUGGUCCCUCACUGGUUCCGCAGGAUUUGUUCCUCAGAAUGACCUUGAGUCUAGCUUUGCCUUGGAGAGCCCGGUGGGUGGCGCUCCUGCUGGUCCUUCCCCUGCCAAAUCGGAGUCGGUGUUUUGUCCCCAAGCCUCUCUGCCGGUUUGGCCCCUGAAGCCCGGUGGCUCAAGACUGUUAGCCUGGCAGUUCCCGGGGCGAGCCCCGGCUCCGAGAGGGGCUGGUCCUCAGGCGCCGGCUGCGCACCUGCUCGCAGCCUCCUCCCACCCACCGGCCCCUCCAGGAUUGUCUGUUUAAAGCCUUGUCCCAUGUUGCUGUCUGUCUGAUGCUCAUGUCUAGUGCUCUUUGAAUCGAGUUUGGAGGAAGAAUUGAAUUGUAUGAGUGGCGGCAUGUUGCUAGUGCCGGACUUAUUGUUUCAAGGACGGAGCACCGCUUCCGGCCAGCGGCCCGCUCCUGGAUUUGCAAAUGGUGUUUGGACUUCAGGGCUGGCAGCCCAGGACGGGGCGAGGGGGAGCGGAGGAGCGGAGGUGUCUCCCACUCACGCGACCCCAGUGUCCACUAGGAGCCCGAAGUCUGACCCGCGCUCUGAACUGUGAGUCGCUUGCCCCCUGAGCGCCUUUGCUGCCACGCCCAUCCUCUUUGGGAGAAGUAUGAGUGCGUGUGUCUAAAUUAAAAAGAAAAAAACUAUUUAAACAUUUUUUAACAAAAUAAAAAUUUAUUUUUGUAUUUAAGCUAAAUUGCCUUUUAAAUUCCUUCAAGCUUGGUUCAGGAGGCGGUUGUGUAGAUGCUCUGACUAGAAGUAGCUGUAGUUAAGUUAUGCCUGAGGAGAGCCCGAGGGACGGUGCGCCUUCCGGAGCGGCCUAGAAAGGGGGAUUCUUCUUAGAACAAUGUGACGUGGACAGACCUAGGCCCUCCCCCAUUGACGGCGGGCGAUGUUUGGUGGCAGGGGACAGGUAACCCCGAACUGUGUGUGAGCUGAGGGGGGGGCCUGAGACCCACGGACCUGGCAGGGGUGGACAGGCGGAGGUGGGGCCCGGGGCUGGACACCCGACUGGCCGCCCGCGCCUCCGUCCCAGCGGCAGGUGGAGCCUGGGACUCCGCAUAGAUGAGACGUGGUUCCUGUUGAGUCGGGUUGGUGUUUCGAGUUUGGGUGUGAGGUUUCUCUCCUUGAUAAGUCAUUAAGAAUAAACAAGGAAAACUGUGAUCUGUUGGA
Molecule: messenger RNA, 5287 nt
Organism: Sorex araneus (European shrew)
Lineage: Eukaryota; Metazoa; Chordata; Mammalia; Eulipotyphla; Soricidae
Gene: POM121C
Product: POM121 transmembrane nucleoporin C
Exons: 13
Coding region: 10-3639 (1209 amino acids)
Biological process (GO): RNA export from nucleus; protein import into nucleus
Cellular component (GO): nuclear pore
Molecular function (GO): structural constituent of nuclear pore
Source: RefSeq, a predicted model, not a curated record